Trachymyrmex septentrionalis is the source of this 1805-nucleotide messenger RNA. RefSeq lists its product as uncharacterized. The transcript has 2 exons. NCBI's taxonomy places the organism in Eukaryota, Metazoa, Arthropoda, Insecta, Hymenoptera, Formicidae. The record is from RefSeq and is a predicted model, not a curated record. The coding region runs from base 697 to 1497 and encodes 266 amino acids.
UCCAAAAUUAGAAACGAAACAAUCUUGAUAAGAAUUUUGGUAUUCGUUUCAAGUGUGAACAAUCGUUGUCGUGUUUGAGUGACUAAAAAACGAUUACUCAAAAUGAAUAAUUUAAUUAGCUAAUCGAAAAAGCCAAAAGUUAGUUUAUGUUUCCAGCUAUAUCUGUAUGUGCUUCUUUCUCGGUCAAAGGAAGGCGCAUGACGUGUAUUGGUGCUUUGAUCGUAACAAAGGGAUUUAGAAAACGGAGACUCAUUAGUCAUUGAUGGAGAAACUCAUGAAUUGUUAUCGAGGCAAGUCGUCAAAAGAGACGCGAGUCAUCAAAAGAAUUACACUGGGCACGAAUUAUGAUUAGAUAUUUUAAUGCCCUACAAUACUGUAGAGAUUUAGAUUUCGCGUCUUACUCUCAAAACAAUGUGCGAGCGCGAUUGUUGACGUAUUAGGGAACUAACGUAAGUUGAUUAUGAGACCGAUAUCUAUAAAUAUCGCGGUAUUGACAUUGAGAUGGUGACUAUGAUUUGUAUCGCGAGUCGAGAGGGUUUUUGAUUUUAUAUAAUAUUAUAUAGUAAUUAAAGUAACGAUUAAAAGAAAGAAAUUUUUAUAAUUUAAGAUUUCGCGGGAACGGAAGUGAGACGAGUUCGAAAAGAAUUUGACUGUUCAUGGUGUGAACAAUUGCCACAUCGUUAUUUCUAAGUGAAUAUGGAAAUAAACAGAGAGAAAGAGAGUGAGAGUGAGAAUGAGAGAAAGAAAGGAAGAAUCAAAUUCAAAAGUGAGUGGAGCGAUUACUCCUUGUCAGAAUUAAAAGAAAUACUGAAAUUUAAGGGACUACCAAUCACUGGAUUGAAAGAAGACUUAAUAAGACGAUUGCAAGCAGACCAACAAUAUCAGUCUCAGACAAUAAAGAAAUCAAACGCUAUAUUAAGUGAAAAAGAAAGAAAGCAAACAACGGAUAUAACGGCAGCAAUAAGAUACUCUACCAAUAUAAGUAUCAUUCAGAGAGAGAUUGAAUUGUAUCGGAAAGAGGCUAUGUUAAAUCGGAAAGAGGCUAUAUUAAAUCGGAAAGAAAAAGAGCUUGUUGAGCGGGAAUUGGCAUUGAUUAAAAAAGAACUCGAGAAGAUUCAGCAAGUCCAGGUAAAUACAGAUGUCCGUACACAAGAGAAAAGCCGCUAUUUUCAUAAACCGUUGGAAGAUCGACAUAGCGAUGAUGAUGUCUCGGUCAAGCGGAAUAAAGAUACUAAGCGAACGGAACGUGAGAGAGAGCAGCCAAAAACACCGAGCUGUUGUUUUAAUUAUGGUCAACGUGAUUAUUCGGAAGCUAACUGUCGAAUAAAGUACAAGGAUGCUAAGUACCAUUUCAAGAAUAGCGGGCAUAUCGCCGCCGAAUGCAACAAAAAAAAUGAAGAAAGAAGAAAUACUUAUGCUAGGGAGAAGUCUGAAAAUGACCGUUAUGACCCUAUUCGCAGAAUCAAAACUGCCACACGGUAUUUACGGUCGACGUAAAUUUCAUUUUCCCAAUAUAAAAUGGAAUUAGGCUACACCUAUUUUAAAAUGCUGGUGAUAAAAACAUUCUGCCUAAAGUAGUGAUGCUCAACGUGCGGCUUGUUUAUUUUUGUGGCCCAUCGGCAUAGCCAGAAAUAUAAAAUCGUACUUUUUAUGUUAUACAAACAAAAUAAACACUAUGCGAUCCAUAAUUUAUUUUCUAUUUUUGAAAAUGACUAUUGAAAAUGAUCCUUAGGAAAGUUGCGCAUCACUUGCCUGAAGUAUCGAUUACAUUGUAUUAAUAUGCAUAUACGUAUACAUACAUUCAU